Messenger RNA from Cryptomeria japonica (Japanese cedar), 492 nucleotides. RefSeq lists its product as uncharacterized. The record is from RefSeq and is a predicted model, not a curated record. NCBI's taxonomy places the organism in Eukaryota, Viridiplantae, Streptophyta, Pinopsida, Cupressales, Cupressaceae. Gene Ontology annotation, cellular component: cytoplasm; nucleoplasm. The coding region runs from base 3 to 485 and encodes 160 amino acids. Gene Ontology annotation, molecular function: ubiquitin protein ligase activity. The transcript has a single exon. Gene Ontology annotation, biological process: ubiquitin-dependent protein catabolic process; protein ubiquitination; positive regulation of DNA-templated transcription.
CGAUGAAGAACAUAACAUAUCAACAAGGUGGGGAUCGAAGUAGAAGAGAAAGAGUAGAGGAAGAGAGUAUAGAAGCUCGUCUCUACCAAAUAAACUGCCUCAACCAUCGUGUGCUUUCUUUGAGACAUCAAGCAGAGAAUUUCGGGCAAUCUGAUGAAGUAGAGGAGUUCAUUACAGACUGUGAUAGUAUGCUAAAUGAACUCCGGAUGUUGGGUGCAGAGACAGAGACAUUUAAGGUUCCUAUGCGAACAUUAAAUAAUUACAAUUUAGAAGAACUGUCCACCAUAACUGUUUCAGCUCAUCCAGUUAAUGAUGUUGGUAAAUGCCCAAUAUGCAUUGAUGAUUUUGUAUUGGGUGAAGAGGUAAUUGAAAUGUCUUGCCACCCCCACCAUAUAUUCCACUGUCACUGCAUUCAACCAUGGCUGCAGAAGCACUCUACUUGUCCCACCUGUAGGAGAGAGAUACAUGUGAACAAACAAAAGUAAAAUAUGA